UUUUUUGAUUCCUUAUUGUCACUGCCAACGAUUGAAAAUUUUCGAUUGAAAAGAAGCGUACAAACAAAAAUAUUGCAUCAUACACUCUGUUAUUUAUCGCGUACUCGAGUUAAACAGAGGAAUAAGAGCUAGGUUAUGUCUAUUACCGAACGAACAACUUGCCAUUCGCAAGUCACUUGCACAUGUUAUUUUUAUCUUCGUCAGCGAAUAGCGCACAGCUAUUGUUAUCAUUUGCGUAAAAUGUUUUUAUCUUAUUUGUCAGUAAUUAGUACACAGCUAUUGUCAUCAAUAUAAACAAAAUCAAAAAGCAGCAAGUUAUGCAGCAAUGGGAUCGCAUUCUGCUAGAGAUAAAGAUUCGGAUCACGCAAUAGCCGGUGGCACGAGUGGUUUCGUAACGAGAUUAAUUUGUCAACCUCUCGAUGUUAUUAAAAUCAGGUUUCAGCUCCAAGUCGAACCAAUCAGACACAACGACAACAGCAAAUACAGAUCUCUGGCACACGCCGUGAAUGUUAUUGUUAAGGAAGAGGGAUUGUUAGCAUUAUGGAAAGGUCAUGUGCCUGCGCAAAUACUUUCCAUCGUGUACGGUCUAGGACAGUUUUAUUCAUACAAUAUUUUCAAAAAAUUCUUUGACCAAAUUGCUGAUGUACCAGAAUGGAAAAAGUCAGUGAAUUUUAUUGCCGGAGCAGCAGCAGGAAGCGUGGCUACAAUAAUUUCAUAUCCUUUUGAUACAGUCAGGACAAGAUUGGUUUCACAGUCCUCGAAUAACCCAGUUUACAGAGGAGUUUUGAACCCUUAUCUAACUAUCUUGAGGACCGAAUCGACCAGAUCGUUUUUCCGUGGCUUAUCGCCUACCUUGUUGCAAAUAUCGCCACACGCCGGACUCCAAUUCAUGUUCUACGGAUGGUUCGUCGAUACGUGGCAAAUUUAUUAUCCGAAUGACCAAACGAACAUUACGAGUUCCAUGAUCGCGGGAAGCAGUGCCGGUCUCGCUGCAAAAACUCUCGUUUAUCCUUUCGAUUUAGCGCGAAAACGAUUGCAGAUUCAAGGCUUCGAGCACGGUCGUAAAGGUUUUGGCCAAUUUUUCACUUGUCACGGUCUUAUCGAUUGCGCCGUUCAGACUUUUCGGAACGAAGGCUUUUGUGGCUUGUUCAAAGGUCUAGUCCCAAGUCAAAUAAAGGCUGCAGCUACAACGGCUCUCCAUUUUACUGUUUACGAACAAACGCUUUUGUUGCUUCAAAAAAUGCGAGAAUUCUCAACGAGCACUACUCCACGCUUUCUAUUUCUUUUUGGAAUUAUCCAUAACUAAUAGUGUAGCCCAUGGAUAACAUGAGGGUUUCUUUGAUCGCUGGAUGGAGUUCGCGUUCGAUGUAUCUAGUGAGAGCUUGGCUA
This is a messenger RNA of Venturia canescens, 1389 nucleotides long. RefSeq names its product mitochondrial thiamine pyrophosphate carrier-like. Gene Ontology annotation, molecular function: thiamine transmembrane transporter activity. Gene Ontology annotation, biological process: thiamine pyrophosphate transmembrane transport. The record is from RefSeq and is a predicted model, not a curated record. The transcript is spliced from 5 exons. Bases 326 to 1306 code for a protein of 326 amino acids. Lineage: Eukaryota; Metazoa; Arthropoda; Insecta; Hymenoptera; Ichneumonidae. Gene Ontology annotation, cellular component: mitochondrial inner membrane.